AGAAAGGACCUUGUCAUAUGUUUAGAUAUUAUAUUACACAACUAAAAUACAUUUACAAUUUUUGAGUAAAAUUUUUUUUGAGUGAGUAAAAUAAUUUUUUCUGGAUAGGUAAUAAUUGGUGUGUUUAUCCGAAAACCAUAAGGAAAUAUCUCCUUCACUAAUUAUAUUCUAGUUUCACUGAAAUAUUUUCCAUUUUUUUUCGAAAUUAGUAUACUAAAGAUAUCAAAAAUGAAUAAUUUGGAAAACAACAAUAGUGGUGUAAAAAUUUUCCGGAAGAAUAUAUUUUUUAUAUAAAAAGGAGUUAUGCUAAUUCAUAGUUCAGAUUACCACAAUGGCUGCGAAAUCCAACAACUUCACCGGAGUAAGAGUCAAAUGCCCGAGUCAUCCAGAUGUGAUACUCAUAGAAGAUUACCACGCAGGAGAUAUGGUCUGUCCUGAGUGUGGUCUAGUAGUCGGCGAUAGAGUUGUCGAUGUCGGAUCAGAGUGGAGAACAUUCAGUAAUGAAAAAAGCACCAAGGAUGCUUCUCGUGUUGGUGCCGCGGAAAAUAGUCUUUUAGAAGGUGGCGACCUAUCAACAAUGAUAGGAAUGGGGACCGGAAGUGCUAGUUUUGAUGAUCAAGGACGGCAGAUUUAUCGAAAUAGACGACAAGUGACGAGCUCCGAGAGAGCUCUGCUAAAUGGUUUUGGUGAAAUUAAAACUAUGGCUGAUAGACUGAUGCUUACUGAGUCGUUAUCAGAUCGAGCAAGAUCACUUUUUAAACAAGUUCAUGAUACAAGAUCUUUAAAGGGAAGAUCCACAAAUGCAAUUGCAUCUGCGUGUUUGUAUAUAGCUUGUCGUCAAGAAGAAGCACCACGUACCUUCAAGGAAAUCUGUGCCGUAUCUACUGUAUCAAGGAAAGAUGUUGGACGAGUUUUCAAGUUAAUCUUGAAAGUUUUGGAGACUUCCGUUGAAGUUAUUACUACAAGUGAUUUUAUGAAUCGUUUCUGCAGCAAUCUUUCAUUGUCCAAUGCUGUUCAAAAAGCAGCAACCCAUGUGGCUAAGAGGGCUGUCGAUACAGAUCUUGUUGCAGGAAGAAGCCCAAUUUCUAUUGCAGCAGCAGCCAUUUAUAUGGCCUCGCAUGCGUGCAACGAGCCAAGAACACCUAAAGAAAUAUGUGACAUUGCAGGCGUUGCAGAUGUUACAAUUAGGCAAUCGUACAAGCUAAUGCUUCCUCAUGCUAAAAAACUAUUUCCUGAUAACUUUAACUUUGCUAUCCCUAUCGAUCAGUUUCCCCAAAAUUAA
Messenger RNA from Dimorphilus gyrociliatus, 1282 nucleotides. The record is from the annotation of a GenBank genome assembly. Lineage: Eukaryota; Metazoa; Annelida; Polychaeta; Dinophilidae.